AUGGGGAUCUCCGUCGAUGCGAACCCACCGGUUGCGAUCACGCUGAGGGCCAUAGAGGCAACUCCGGCGACCUUCGAAGAGUACGGACAGGUGAUCGAGGCUUCGUCGGGCGCCGAAGAGUUCGGGCCUCACGAUGCCCAGCUAGACGUCGCCCGAGGAAUCCCGAGGUUCUACAUCAUGCAUCUCGAGGGCCGGUCACGUCAGUUUUUUGCGAUCACACACCAUGCAAGUGUGACUCAGUGCCUUGGUUCAAUUGGCGGCCAUGUUUGGUAUCUUGGAGUUGCCAAGUCAUCCAUGUUGGAUUCAAAUGAAAUUGAAGGUGAUGAGCAUGGGAAGAAUGUUGUGCGCUCACAUUGUGGCCAUUUCUAUGUGCCUCCUGCUGUUAGCGAUGUCUGUGCUUUCAGAAUUUCAGGUCCUAAGUUUUUGAAGCUUAAUCGUGGGACAUGGCAUGCUGGACCUCUGUUCACAGCUGAUGCUAUGGACUUCUACAACUUAGAACUAAGCAACACAAAUGAAAGAUAAGGAAUUCAAAUGCAAAACCAGAAGAUACCUUUUCUCAUGCCAAGCUCCAUAGUUGAUGUAAAUGGUUAAACAUGGCCAGUUGGUUAACCUAAUCUUGGAUGACCUUUCUUCACCCAUUGGGAACACCCGUCCUUUAAUUUUCAAUAUUCAGGUGAAAGAGCUGGUUUAUAACUUUCCUAUACGUAUGAUUUUGUGGUCGCAUCUUGUUUUCUAGCCUGACAAUUUCAGGCUUUCCAGUACUUGAGUGAUGUAGUUGUUGGAAUUAAUUAAGGAGCUUUUGCAGUUGAGGGCAAAAUAACAGGCAGGCUUCUUGUUUUAUUUUGAGGAUCAGGCUACGCCAUAUUUUGUUGACAAGAAGAUGUCGAUGAGAUUGUGCAGUCCAGGUUCUUAUAAAUUCCAGAAUCCUUGUUAGCUUGCUAAUGAAUUAUGGGUUAUAUUUGGGAUUUUUUACCAAGUAUUGUAGUUUUAAUGGAGAGAUUACUAAUUUAUUGUAUUUGUGGAAAUAUUAUAGCAUUCUCGAGCUAAAUAAAAUUUAGUAAAUUCAAGUUCAUUGAUGAAGUUCAAUUCACUAGAUUCAAUUUCACACGACGGGGCUACCACAUUCUAGUAAAUACUUUCGGUACUACAGUUGAUGGGAUUUUAUCGAUUAACUCUGCAAUAUUUUGGUGAAAGUACUCAUUAUAUUCGUUAUUGACUAUAUUUUGCUUUAAUGCAUAUAUAUUUGGAUAUGUACAUGAAUAUAGAUAUUGACAGUAGCCCGAGCUAUUACGUUUUACCUGUGCCGUUAUUGCUUCCAGUACAACAAAGUUGCUCAUUCUCCUCCCAAUAUGAACCGGCCAUUUAGAUUUUCUUGCUAGACCAACACAAAUAUAAUCAAGUCGUCGCUGGUCUGUUCUUGUGCACGGGUAAGGGUGUAUGUUUUAAAAGUGGGGGUUGAAGGUUACAUUCAUCCAAGUGCCUCCUUUGCUCUGUUUUGUUAUAAGCAUUUUUCCUCGUCAACCACUCUAGGGCCAUUGUUGCAAUCUUGUCCAUUAAUAUUAGUAAAUUUGGAUUUGGUUUCUGUGUGCAGGUGGUGGAUCACACUACGCAUAACUUCAAGAAGGAAAAUGGGGUGAUGUUUUUUAUUGAAGAUGAAUAGUUUGUACGACUCUCAUCUUCUGUGCUUUAUUUGACGAGCCAUGUAAAAUAAUUCUCCUUUCGUUUAUGAGAAGGAUGCGAACUGCAGUCUUGUACAAAUGAUGAAAGCGGUUUGCUCGAUCGUAACUGAUUUUAUCAGAUGGUGACAAACAUUUAUUUAUUCGUGUUGGAGCUUUUAAUAUCUAUUUGUUGGUUUUUCAA
Messenger RNA from Malania oleifera, 1860 nucleotides. RefSeq lists its product as uncharacterized. Bases 1 to 522 code for a protein of 173 amino acids. The record is from RefSeq and is a predicted model, not a curated record. Gene Ontology annotation, molecular function: ureidoglycolate hydrolase activity. The transcript has 3 exons. Lineage: Eukaryota; Viridiplantae; Streptophyta; Magnoliopsida; Santalales; Ximeniaceae.